AGAGUUGCCAGGAGCGCAUUGCUGUCAGGUGCCUCACGUGCUUGCAUCAGCUGUGGGUGAAGAGCGGCAAGGUGGUUCAAUGCAGGGGUGCUGAUGCUAAAGUUUCGCAAAGGUGAUUGUGGCGCUCUGAUGGGGUACUUGAUCAGCGCUGAGGUUCCAAAGAGCAAGCAGCAGAAACAGAUUGUGUGCCUACAUUGCGUGCACAAACUACUUGGCGUGGUGACGGAGAGCACUGAUGGGUUGUCGAUCAUGUUAAGCAGCAGGAAGGAUGGCGGACAGGACACGGCCGUCUUGCGGCGUGAGACUCGAAGAAGUCCUUGGAGCCAGACCCUCGAGCUCACCGACGAUGUGCUAAGCUUCCUCUGUCAGCAAAAUGUGAGCACAAUGCCAGGGCAGAAGCCAGUCGCCACGGCGGCGUCUCAGAUCGGCAAGAGAGGCAUGGCGAAAGGGGUGCCGCCAAGGGCGAGAGGCGCUGCGGAAGAAACGAGCACCGAGGGGGCGGCGCUGGGCAUCAAGGACCAGGCGGUGCGCUAUCUCGGGAUAAUGACGUCUCCCGACGAAUCCGUUCGCGUCUAUCUGCCAACCGAGUCGGCAUCCCCUCCGCUUAGGCUCUACAUGAGUGCUUGGGAUCACAACGGAGAGGGCCGACCAAAGAAGCUGGGGAAGCCGGACAAGACGCACGCGCUGCCGGAGAUUGUUUGGUGGGACACGCUCGGCGAGCUCUGCUGCUCGUGCGACCGGGGGCGGCUGAUGGAGGACGCGCCGUGCGUGCACAAGCUGGCAAUGGCGGCCCUCAGCGAAAGCCAGGCCUUGACGGCGGAUCUGCCUACCCACGAGUCGCUCGGCAGAGGAGCGAGGGUUGAGCGGGUUGGACACAACCAGCCUUGGGGCAAACUGGGCCGGCCACGCUGA
Klebsormidium nitens is the source of this 912-nucleotide messenger RNA. Lineage: Eukaryota; Viridiplantae; Streptophyta; Klebsormidiophyceae; Klebsormidiales; Klebsormidiaceae. The record is from the annotation of a GenBank genome assembly.